Molecule: messenger RNA, 450 nt
Organism: Benincasa hispida (wax gourd)
Lineage: Eukaryota; Viridiplantae; Streptophyta; Magnoliopsida; Cucurbitales; Cucurbitaceae
Source: RefSeq, a predicted model, not a curated record
AUGGGGAAUAACUGUUUCAAAAGCAACAAAGUGAUGGCGCAAGACGAGCCUGAAGAUCUUUUGCCUCCGAUUGAAGCUAAGAAAGUUGAGGAAAAACCGCGGCCUGGAUCGGCGAUGGCGAAGCCGAAGACGGCAGAGGCCAGAACCGGCGGUGCGAGUAAGAAGGUAGUGAGGUUUAAGCUACAAGAGGAAGAGGAGAAAAAUUCCGGCGAUGGUGGAGUAUUGAGGAUUAAAGUGGUGAUGUCUCAGAAAGAGUUGAAACAGAUGUUGAAGGAUAGAGAGAACAAUUCGUGUACAUUGGAGGAAUUGAUUACUGAAUUGAAGGUGAAAGGCAGGACGACGAUUUCAGAUGGAAGAAUCGAUGCAGUUGAAGAUGAAAAUGGACGCUGGAAGCCGGAUCUGGAAGGUAUUCCUGAAGGUCCAUUAAUUAAAAUGUCUCUCGAUCGAUGA